Molecule: messenger RNA, 2261 nt
Organism: Peromyscus eremicus (cactus mouse)
Lineage: Eukaryota; Metazoa; Chordata; Mammalia; Rodentia; Cricetidae
Gene: Acsf2
Product: acyl-CoA synthetase family member 2
Exons: 16
Coding region: 57-1904 (615 amino acids)
Biological process (GO): fatty acid metabolic process
Molecular function (GO): medium-chain fatty acid-CoA ligase activity
Source: RefSeq, a predicted model, not a curated record
CGCCUUGUUCACUUUCAAAGUUUACUCCGGGCCGGGACCUGCGGCGGAAGCGAGACAUGGCUGUCUACCUCGGGAUGCUGCGCCUCGGGAGGCUGUGUACCGCGAGCCUGGGGGCGCAGGGACCCCGGACGCUGCUCUCUCGGCCUUGGCAGAAGUCCAAGUUGCACUGUGCCCGUGCUCUCAGCUCUGGAACGGUGAAUUGCACCAAUCCCUUGCCCAUCGGAGGCCUCAGUUACAUUCAGGGCCACACCAACUCCCACCUUGUCAACAUGACUGUGGGUGAGUGCCUGGAUGCCACAGCACAGAAGUUCCCCAACAGAGAGGCUUUGGUUAUCCUCCAUGAAAACAUCAGGCUGAACUUUGCACAGCUCAAGGAGGAGGUGGACAAAGCUGCUUCUGGUCUCCUGAGCAUUGGCCUCCGCAGGGGUGACCGGCUGGGCAUGUGGGGACCCAAUUCCUAUGCAUGGGUGCUUAUUCAGUUGGCCACUGCCCAGGCAGGCAUCAUCCUGGUGUCUGUGAACCCAGCCUACCAGGCCUCAGAACUGGAAUAUGUCCUAAGAAAGGUAGGCUGCAAAGCCAUUGUGUUCCCUAAGCAAUUCAAAACCCAGCAAUAUUACAACAUCCUGAAGCAGAUCUGUCCUGAGCUGGAAAAGGCCCAACCAGGGGCCUUGAAGAGUGAGAGGCUCCCAGAUCUGACCACAGUCAUCUCAGUGGAUACCCCUUUGCCAGGGACCCUGCUGCUCGAUGACGUGGUGGCAGUCGGUAGCAAGGAGCAGAAUCUGGCCCAGCUGCGGUACCACCAGCAAUUCUUGUCCUGUUACGACCCCAUCAAUAUCCAGUUUACCUCGGGGACUACUGGCAGCCCCAAGGGGGCCACUCUUUCCCACCACAACAUUGUAAACAACUCCAACCUGAUAGGCCAGCGGCUAAAGAUGCACACAAAGACUGCAGAAGAGUUGCGGUUGGUCCUGCCCAGCCCCCUGUACCACUGCCUGGGCUCCGUGGGGGGCACCAUGGUGUCUAUGAUGUAUGGUGUCACUCUCCUCCUGUCUUCUCCAAGCUUCAAUGGCAAGAAGGCGCUGGAAGCCAUCAGCAAAGAGAAAGGCACCCUCCUGUAUGGCACCCCCACGAUGUUUGUGGAUGUUCUGAAUCAGCCGGACUUCUCCAGUUAUGACUUCUCAUCUAUACGUGGAGGUGUGAUUGCUGGGUCCCCAGCACCCCCGGAGUUGAUCCGAGCCAUCAUCAACAAGAUGAACAUGAAGGAGCUGGUGGUUGUUUAUGGAACCACAGAGAACAGUCCCGUGACCUUCAUGAACUACCCCGAGGACACCCUGGAGCAGAAGGCUGAAAGUGUGGGCAGAAUUAUGCCUCAUACGGAGGCCCAGAUCGUCAACAUGGCCACAGGGGAGCUGACCAAGCUGAACACGCCGGGGGAGCUGUACAUCCGAGGCUACUGCGUCAUGCAGGGCUACUGGGGGGAGCCACAGAAGACCUUCGAGACGGUCGGACAAGACAAGUGGUAUCGGACAGGAGACAUCGCCACGAUGGAUGAACAGGGCUUCUGCAAGAUCGUAGGCCGCUCCAAGGACAUGAUCAUCCGGGGCGGUGAGAACAUCUACCCUGCAGAGCUGGAGGACUUCUUCCACAAACACCCACAGGUGCAGGAAGUGCAGGUGGUGGGGGUGAAGGACGAGCGGAUGGGAGAGGAAAUCUGUGCUUGCAUCCGGCUGAAGAGUGGGGAGACCACCACAGAGGAGGAGAUCAAAGCUUUCUGCAAAGGGAAGAUCUCCCACUUUAAGAUUCCCAGAUACAUCGUGUUUGUGGACAGCUAUCCACUCACUAUCUCAGGAAAGAUCCAGAAAUUCAGACUCCGAGAGCAGAUGGAACAACAUCUAAAACUGUGAAGCAAAAGAGGGUCCUCGCAGAGCCCCUCAGCCCUCCCACACAAAGGAGGGUCCUCCCAGAGCCCCUCAGCCCUCCCACACAAAAGAGGGUCCUCCCAGAGCCCCUCAGCCCUCCCACACAAAGGAGGGUCCUCCCAGAGCCCCUCAGCCCCCACACACAAAGGAGGGUCCUCCCAGAGCCCCUCAGCCCUCUCACACAAAGGAGGGUCCUCCCAGAGCCCCUCAGCCCUCCCACACAAAGGAGGGUCCUCCCAGAGCCCCUCAGCCCUCUCACACAAAGGAGGGUCCUCCCAGAGCCCCUCAGCCCUCCUACACAAAGGAGGGUCCUCCCACCCCCCUCAGGCUCUCCUGAGCCUU